Tinamus guttatus (white-throated tinamou) is the source of this 600-nucleotide messenger RNA. RefSeq names its product lysozyme g2 (gene LYG2). Gene Ontology annotation, cellular component: extracellular region. NCBI's taxonomy places the organism in Eukaryota, Metazoa, Chordata, Aves, Tinamiformes, Tinamidae. Gene Ontology annotation, biological process: peptidoglycan catabolic process; defense response to Gram-positive bacterium. Gene Ontology annotation, molecular function: lysozyme activity. The record is from RefSeq and is a predicted model, not a curated record.
AUGGGCCCUGCACUUCUUCUGCUCGGCCUCGCCGCCCUUAUUGCUCCAUCUGUGAGUUACAGUUGCUAUGGCGAUAUAAGUACUUUUCAAGCCCCUGUGAUUUCCUGUACAGCCGUAAGAACUCCUGACUGUGGAAUGGAUGCAGUAAAGAAGACUUUUCAGAUCGACUCUGUACGUCUGAGGAAAUAUGAGAUACCGAUUAAGAGAGUAGCCAGAAAUCUGUGCUUGGACCCAGCGCUCAUCGCUGCCAUCAUCUCGCAGGAGAGCCGUGUUGGCCUUCUCUUAAACAAUGGCUGGGACCAGGGAAGACGCAAGUUUGGCUUGAUGCAGAUUGAUAGACAGUAUCCUAACCUUUAUGGAACCUGGGAUAGUGAAGAACACAUAAAUCAAUGCUCAAAUAUCCUAGUGGUUGCAAUUAAUGAAGUUCGGGCAAGACAUCCCACCUGGACCAUGGAACAGCAGCUGAGAGGAGGAAUCUGCACCUAUCGUUCGAGGAUUGGCAAUGUCCAGGUCUAUGAUGAAGACCCAUGCCAGAGAGACAACUACUAUGUCAAUAAUGUUAUUAGGCGAGCCCAGUACUUUAAGAGAAAUGGGUUCUAG